Molecule: messenger RNA, 9346 nt
Organism: Labrus mixtus (cuckoo wrasse)
Lineage: Eukaryota; Metazoa; Chordata; Actinopteri; Labriformes; Labridae
Gene: gpr52
Product: G protein-coupled receptor 52
Exons: 1
Coding region: 3461-4579 (372 amino acids)
Biological process (GO): G protein-coupled receptor signaling pathway
Cellular component (GO): membrane
Molecular function (GO): G protein-coupled receptor activity
Source: RefSeq, a predicted model, not a curated record
GUAAAGGAACUUUUUUUGGGCUGUCAGUCAAAGUAUUUUGGGAGAAAGACAACCGGAAUCGGCCAAAAUCGUUUUCAGCAGGUCAGACAAGUUAAACUUCAGUAACUCUCCUUUCAAACCUAAAGCCAACAAGUCAAGUGUGAGUUUGACAUUUCCCAUCAGGUUUAAUUUUUUAAGAAUUGAACGUACCACUAGCUCUAUGUAGAGGCAUUGUCUUUGAAUAGAUCUCUCUUUGAAAGGCAUGUUUACUUCCUGAUCUUCAGAUGACACCUUUUGAUUUUGCUCUAGUGGAUUGAUAUUUGUCUUUUCCUAAGGAUUUGCCCAACAGCUAUGAAUUAUAUAAUUAAGUGUCUGUAUUUUAAAUUGCAGCUUUAAAUGUCUCAUGCGAUGUGCAUCCUUUUAGACAUAGUAUCGCCCGCGACCAAAUGCUUUUUUUUGUUUGUUGAUGUUUGAGUCCAAAUGGUGUAAAGCCAGUUCUGGGUUAUUAGUUCACUUUUGUCAUGUAUUUACCUUUUACAUAAUUUAUUUUUCUUCAAAUAAUCAAAGCCACCCAGUCUGCCAGGAAGCGGCCAGGCGCAGGAUUCAUUUCUCUUGUGACAGCUAUCAUCAGCUUUAUAGCCUGCCACAGCUCAUUGCCUCCAUUCGGGUCUUAUAUUUUAAAAAUGAAAAUAACGACAACAAAGUUUUGCUUAUUUGCAAGAUUCUUCUUCCGAGCUACAAUGCACAACAGUAUUUUUUCCAUUCACUCUGCUGCUCAGCCAAUUUGCUGUUACUUGAUCCUCUUUAUCGUCUGCCUGCCAGAGGACACUCCAACUGGUCGAGAUGCUGGGCAACUGUAACUAAGGGGAAGGCAUAUCUGUGCUUAGCUGUCUUAUAUUAAGAAUCAAAUAAAAGUUCAAGAUCAACCUAGAGCCUCACGCAAAAAAAAAGACGACUCGUCAUUCUAGGACUAGCCAGCCAAAAUGCCCUUAUUUGCAUAUUAUAAAUUUGAUACAUUACCAAUUUAUAUAUACUUGUGUAAUAUAUGUGUGCAAGCUCCGACUGAUGAUCAAGUACACUAACAGGCAGUUGCUUUCCUUUUCCCCUGGAAGUAGAGACAGCGAAUCAAGCGACAUGUAGAUUUUUUGUUUGUUUGUUUUUUGUUGUAUGAGUGAAUAAAAUAAAUAAAUAUAAAGAGAAAAGAGUUGAGAGGAAGAAGUGGGACUUGCAGAGAGGAAAAAUAGGAGGAGAGAAAGCACAGGGCUUUAGUUAAUAGAAAACAGACUGUGAGAGAUAAGUAAUAUGUAAAUAGGAAAUGUAUCCAAAUUUACCUCACGGAAAAAGCCAGUGUGAGGGACAGAAUAAUGUGGCAGGGAGCCUCAGGUGCAGCUGGGAUGGGAGGAGGCGGGACAAUGAGCGAGAGGCUGAGGGAUAGGGAGCGAGAAAAUGGGAGGGUUUGUGUGUGUGUGUGUGUGUGUGUGUGUGUGUGUGUGUGUGUGUGUGUGUGUGUGUGUGUGUGUGUGUGUGUGUGUGUGUGUGUGUGUGUGUGUGUGUGUGUGUGUGUGUGUGUGUGUGUGUGUGUGUGUGUGUUUGUAUGUGUGUGUGGAAAGAGAGAGAGAUUGAGUGUGCAAGCUAGAGUGAUCGUGUGGAGAGGGAGGGAAAGAAGUGUAAGCCAGUCACAGCAUCUCUCCUCACUGCACCAGGGCUGAGGGACUCUUCGUCCCCUUGCUUCCCUCGCUGCAGUUUUAAGUCAUUUCCAUCAGCACAGUCAUCUUUUUUUGUCUUGCUUUUUAUUUGCUGCUUUUGAUAGAUACCUUGCCUGCAGCUCUUUUUUAAUCUGAGCAUCUAAGGAUUAAUUUAUUGAAAAUGUGGGUAGACCGGUUUAAAGGAAUUUAACGGGGGAUGUUUGCAGAGGACAGUGAUCAAAACUGGGACUCCGACUUGGACUUGGUCUGCUCUUUGUGCUGCCGGAGUGGAUUCCCCUUUUUGUCGUGCUGCCAGUGUUUUGUUCAUGGGGCAGGAAUAUUGUGAGAAGAGUUGAAGGACCCCAUACCCCAGUAACAAAACAAAGUGCAUAUUCAAUGGACUGAAUCAAGUUAGAAAAUCUAUGGUUACAUUAGGCACUUGAAGAGAUGCUGUUUUGCCUCACUUGCAAAUGCUUCAGAAUGAAACAAGUAAGAAGUUUAUUGGAUGAAUAAGUGUAUUGUGGAUUGAUCCCGACACCCAUCUCUACAAGCGUCUCCCACAGGAUUGCUGAGGAGUCAAAGUGAGUGGAGCACUGAGUUAUUCAGCUGGCCUCUCAUUGCUCAAGGAGAGUCCUUCCACCUGCCUGUACGACAUUCAACACGUUCAUCAACUGCCAGACCUUUACAUUUGUUUGUCUUUCGCAACUUGCAGUCCGGAACACUGAGAGGCAAGUUUGCACAUUUGGAUUUAGACAUUUUGAAUAGUUUUUUACGGCAGCACUCAUCCAGACAUUUUGACGCUCUUGUUUUUACCUCAGUACUGCCGAGGGAUGCCUUUGAAACACAUUUGCCCCCAGCGCCAUGUGUGCUGAAAGAGCUGUGACAUUAUCUCCUGCGGAGAUCCCAAUGUUAUUCUAGCCUGUGUCUGUGUUUUGAUUCAGACAAUAGCUGGGCAUUCAGGGGCUCCGGACACUGACCAGAGGACCACCAAAAUAAAGGAAGCCUGCAGUUACAUAGUAAACACCGAAACACCCAUGGCACAAUAAAGCUUUGCAUUGAAUUGUCCGGUUAAUGAGCUGACAUGUCAUUUUGGUCCAAAGACUUUGGAAAUCACAAUAAGAAACUUUUUUGUCACUCCUAGCAAUUUUUGCCCCUUUUUUUUAUUUGAAACGACACUGCAUUUAAAAAAAAUCAGAUUUAUAGAUGUCACAAAGGAUGUUUUUGUUCCCUGUGAGGACCCGAGUGCUUUGCGUCAUGGUGUAACCUCUUCAUAUUGUGUCAUGUCUUGGAUAUUAUGUGUUCUCUGCCUUUGUUAGGACAGUUAAUGCCCUCAGUCUCCUGGAGGCAACCCUCAUUAGAAACAGAAGAUGAGGCGAGAGACCGGCAGGCAAAGCAGCAUUGAAACUCACCUUCUGUAUAGAUUCUGCCAGCAGCACAAGGGGGUCUACUACUCGACUGAAGGAAUACAGCCCUUUUUUCUCCCACCCCUGAGCGUUACUCACCUACUACUUUCACUAGCCAUGAGUGAUUGGAAGAGGAGAGCUAAACAGGUUGUCCUACCCUCCCAGAGGCUGUAUUGAUUUCUCUCCACUCAGUGUUCAUUUGACUGAGACCCAGCUAUGUGAGCGUAAGGUCAGAGAGACCGACCGUGAUAUAGUAUUGAGCUCCAUUACCUGUUGGAGGCGUCAGACACCCUGUGAAGAGCAGGUAGGGGGUAGGUGGUUCUCCAGUUUCAGACCAGCUGCCUUAUGGGUGACACAACACAAGCCUGACCCACCUGGAUAGUACCUAGAACAAUGAACCAGUCUGAACUGACAACAGACCCAGUGCUCACUGCCAAUAGCAGCCAUGUAGACUUCUUUCCUGGGAUGGCCUCCAAUCACUCCUGCCCCUUGGGCUGGGGGCUGAAUGAAGGCCUGGAGGCCUGUGUCCUGGAGACUGCUGUCAUCGUACUCCUGACAGUGCUCAUCAUUGCCGGGAACCUGACGGUGAUCUUUGUUUUCCACUGUGCCCCGCUACUACACCACUACACAACCAGCUACUUCAUCCAGACCAUGGCGUAUGCUGACCUGCUGGUGGGUCUUAGCUGCCUGGUUCCCACCCUGUCUCUGCUCCACUACCCAGCAGGAGUCCAAGAGCCAAUCACAUGCCAGGUUUUCAGCUAUAUCAUCUCUGUUCUAAAGAGCGUUUCAAUGGCCUGCUUGGCUUGCAUCAGUGUGGAUCGUUACCUGGCCAUAACUAAACCCCUAUCAUACAACCAGCUGGUGACGCCAUGCCGGCUACGAGGCUGCAUCACCCUAAUCUGGGUCUACUCUAGCGUUGUUUUCUUGCCCUGCUUCUUCGGGUGGGGAAAGCCAGGCUAUCAUGGGGACAUUUUUGAAUGGUGUGCUCACUCUUGGCCCACCUCUGCCCUUUUUACAGGCUUUGUUGUGUGUUUGCUCUAUGCACCUGCUGCGCUUGUAGUUUGUUUUACCUAUUACCACAUCUUUCGCAUCUGCCAGCAGCAUAACAGAGACAUUAGUGAACGGCGGGCACGCUUCCCAAGUCAGGAGAUGGAGGCUGGUGAGGGGGGUGGUGGUGGGCAUCACGGAGGACAUGGACCAGAUCGACGAUAUGCGAUGGUGCUAUUCCGCAUCACCAGUGUUUUCUAUAUGCUUUGGCUGCCCUACAUAAUCUACUUCCUGUUAGAGAGCUCCCAUGUGAUGGAUAGCCCUGCCCUCUCCUUCAUCACCACCUGGCUUGCCAUCAGCAACAGCUUCUGCAACUGUGUUAUCUACAGCCUGUCUAAUAGUGUGUUCCGUCUAGGCAUGCGUAGGCUCUCACAGACAAUUUGCUCUUUCAGUCACUGUGCAGCUGAUGACAGAGACUUUGGGGAACCUAAACCAAGGAAGAGGGCAAAUUCAUGCUCCAUCUGAAGGGAAGCUUUUUACAGGGUCAGGAUUCUCCUAAAAUCAAUGUGUAGGAAACAUACCAUUCGACAAGCUUAUCUGCUAGUAUACUUUCAGUUUAAUUGGCAGGAUUUAACCAAACAGAAAAUAAUGUCUGUUGUAUAAGCCUGUCAGCUGACACCAGUGACAUUGCCGUGGUCACAAUAAACCAUGGUUUACUGCAUUAAAAGCUUUUCAAGGAGAUGGGGGCAAUGUCUUCAAAGAGAGAUUAAAUGGUCUGGGCACUCUGUAAUGGUUUAUAUUCUAUGGUAAGUGACUAAAUCGUGGAUAACUUAGAAAGUAGUCUCAACAUGACAUUCUUUGCCUUUACAUUUCACUGUAUGCCAUAAGCCAGUUUAGACAUUGUGAGAAACAAAAAAAAAUCCUCUCAACAAGUUUGACCACACUAUUUCAUGCCUGUUAAGAUUGAAACACAUUUUGUUUGAUGUUUCUGUGUUUUCUAUGACUGUCAACAGCAGUGUCAAGAUACUCUUCACUUAAUUGUGCUCAAGGCCUUAUUCAAAGAAAACCAUGGAAAUGAAACUGUUUGAACACAGAUACACUUAUGACAGUUACUAUGCUGCUGAUAACUAACAGAUGGCUUUAUGGCCCUGACUGUUUUCACGAGGAAAGUUUAUUUCUGCUAAACUAUGUUGUGUUGAAUAUAUUCCUUUACGUUGGACAGGUGAACACAUGCUGAGAGACAUGUAAAAAAAAAAGUUUAUUUUUUUCUUUUUAAAGAGAUUGGCCUAAAGCCAAACUGACAGUUGUUAGUAAAAGGAGUAAAGUUGUUUACAUAGACCUUGUAAAAAAAAACAUGGUACAUAAUGUAACUGUGCGGGGCAAUCUCUAUUGGUUGAACUCCAAUCUGGCACAACUUCAACACAGAUCUUAAUAAUGACAGUAGAACUAAUCAAAAUUUAACAUCUCCAAAACAGAAGUCAACUGAAAAGAAAUGCUGUUUACACUGUUUACCAAUUGAAAUAUCAGCUAUUUAUGAUUGGUCAACAAUGACCGGUAAACCCCAACUUAAAGCACUUUUUUUGCAGAAUUCAGACCAAGGGUGUGUUUAGUUUACAUCAAGGCCUCUAUAUUUAGGGCAAUAAAUUGAAGCUCUAGGCAGAUUACUACCCAGGACUCAGAGGUGUUAUCCCCCUUAUGCUUUUGAAUUGGCCCAUGGGUACCAGGAUUCUCAUCAUUGCUAUGGCAUUCCUGGUAUGACUGUUUUUUUAGUAUUCUGCUUACCGUUUGAUGCAUGAUUGCCAUCUACAACCAGAAAAUAAAUACUACAUCCCAUCCUCCUGUGUAUAUUGAGGGACAUUUAUCCUAGAUAGAUUACAAACAGAAAUAGCAAAGCAAAAUGCCAUUUUCACAUUAUUAAUUUUUUUAUAAUGUACAAUGCCAAGUAUGCUAAAACAUUUUAUCUAUAGCCGUCUCCAAUUGAGCUGACUUGAAGACAUAUUUUUCAUGCACCUCCUUCCCUUGCUUUUAUCCCACUCACAAACUUGGCCAUGUCACAAAGAUGAAACAAAUGUCAUGGUACUGGCAGUGAAGACAUGAGGAUGUAGCUUGGUUUUGUUGUGCUUUGCCUCAUGGACAAAGUCAUUGUUAAAGAUAAGAAUGGAUUUAUUUUCAAGUAUAGGUGGACAAGUGCUUGGAUUGACAUAUUCUGAUCUUUCUGGUGCUAACUGUGAGGUUAGAUUUUAACUGAUCUGAAAUAACAUGCUUAGCCUUAGUAAAUGUUCAAGGCUAUUAGUAUCUUAUCUAAUCCUUAACCAUCCUUGAUACUUUUAGCUGUGCCAGUUGUGUUACUGAAAAGCAAGAUAAGUUGCGGCCCUUAAACCACAGGCCUGUGUUUUCUGGACAUAGUUUUGUAAAUGAAUACAGCAGUGUUCACAGAGGUGGAGUCCUUGUUUAAGGUUUCUUAGUUGAGAUGGGUAGUAAACAAUUCCUGAUUCAUGCAUACAUUCCAGCUUGGUUAAAAUCUUCCGAAUGUUUCCCAGACUGGAGCUUUUAAUAUACAAACUGCCAAUGAUGUGUGUAGUUAAAGCAACCUACCGAUGCCUAUGGUUAUGAUUCUCACUCUUUGUUGCAGAGUCGUAGUGUAUUAAUUCCAGUCAGUUUACCUUGUACAUUCCCUCGAUCAUUGGAUUAGUGUCCGAUGAAAAUUCAUUUCACAUGAACACAGCCUCGUGCUGUAGCCAAUGACUGAUACUGAUUUCACUGUUUGCUCAUGUUUAAGUGUGUACUUGUCGAGUAUAUUUGUGCUUGCUAGAAACCAAGUGACAGCAAACCCAGCCCCUUGAUAUUGUAUCUGCAUUCCCAAACAGUUUUCUGUGUAGGUCAUUCCUCAUUUUAAAGCUGCAUGAAGCGAUUUGUGACGACAAGGGGCAGAAAACCUUUUAUAUAAUAAGCCUUUAGCUUCUUGUGCAUAAGGUGUAUGUGAGCAAGCAAAUUGCAUACUUACACCUCCAGCAGAGACUGAGGUAAAUGAACAUUAUAUCCCAGGUCCUUUCAUGCCAUCAACAUGAAUGUAAGUACAAUAUCGUUUUAAUUCCAAGGAUUGGUAAACAAAAAUUACCAACAGAAAUAUAUCCUUCUCUUUGAGGCUAUUUACAUGAACAUCCCCAGCUUCUUUUGUCUUUGGUUCUGCAGUCUCCCGUUAGGCAGGUAGUCUUUAGUCCUCUUGAAAUGACCUCAGAGUGGUGGCCCAUGGUUUAUACUGUGCUGGCAUUGUUUUGGUUUCUCUGGGUCAGACACAAAGGUAACCAAAUCAGUGAAAUAAAUGCCCAGGUGUAAAGCUGCUAAAAGGUUGUUGAUUCUAAGUGGGACCAUCAGUGUUCAUCACCCUUUAACAUAAUCAGAAGGUUUUUCUUAUCUAGUGAUAGUAUUUGAUAAAUUGCUUUACGCAGCUUUUAUGUAUUACAGAUUGUUCUGUGAACGUGCCUAAAGAUGUUUUUUAUAGGAACGUAAAAAAAUAAAUUUCGAGAAGUACCGUAAUUCUAGUAACAUGGACAUGCUGCAUUUUUAAAAAAUAUUGUCAAGCUACAUGAACAUACAAGAUAUCAUACGUUGAGACUGUGUACACAUCUGAAGGUACAUUGUCAUUGCAUCUAUAUGAUCACUUCUUCAGUAUUUAAAAAUGAGCCAAGAAUGGGCCAAGUCAUUCAUUCUUUACAGUUACUCUGAUUCUGCCUUCACAUGGGUUAAUCUCAUAUUAUCUUAGUCUACACAAUAUCUGUAAGAUAAGAGGAGACUGCAGAUUUCUAAGUCCUUUAAAUUUCUUUUUUGUAGCCAUAUGACCUUGCAUAUACACUGAGAAACUGUAGGCAAUCACAGCAAGGUCGUGUCAAAUAAUAUGCUUAAAAAUUAUUUUUUUAUUCUUUUGAUAGCUUGUGUUUUUUGUGCUUGUAUCGAGCAUAGUGCAGUGGGGUAGUAGAAGAAAUUAAUCUGAAAUAGUGCUUUAUUAACUUCAAAAUAUGGAAAACACAACAACAACAACAACAACAACAUAUACGAUAAAGCAAAAUUCUGUUACAGUCUGAAGGUGAAUAGCUCAGUUGUUUCAAUAUAGAUAAAGUUGGUAUGUUCCAUUCAAGUGGAGAUUUCAUUAUGUGGUCAAACAUUGAACAAAUAAUCAUUUUUGGUUGGGUUGCUUUGUUGCCGGUUAUGUAAAAUGCUUGUCUAGUCUUAAGGUUUUGAAACUCAGAUUGCAAACAAAAUGAAUAUUUAAAAAAUUGAUUGUUUUUCUGUGACUGUAUUACACAGACCAAACUGAAGUGGUAGAAAAACAAACCUGAUGAAACAAGUUGUUCUACUUUCAAGUGCAUUUAUCUUGACUUUUUGUAAAGAAAAAAAAAAUAGAUUACAGGAUAAUAUGUAUUUAUUUAUUAAGUUAUGUUUAAACCUGACAGAAUAUACUGUAUAUGGGUAUACUGUAUUAAAAGUGUGCGUAUCUGUUUCUAUUUGACCGUCAGACAUCUGACAAAUUCAGACAAAGGUUUGGAAAAACCUAUUUGCGUUAGAUAUUCUAGGCUUCUGAUGUUUUUGAGUAGGAGGCAGAGUGUGUAAAACUAAACAGCAUAUAUUUUUUUAUUUUAAAAUAUUGUCAAAGGCUAUGGUUUUGUUGUUGCUGCCAACCCAAUAAAGGAGAAAAAGAGUAGACAUUAAACACUGUGUAGUUGCUUUUGUGGAAUAACUGUGAUUGUGUAGACAUAACCAUCAGUUAGCCAGCUUUCAUCCAUAACCAAUAGAACUCUCCAGAACUCCUACGACUGACACUUAUUUUAAGGAAUAAUAAAGAGGGUGGGGAUGUAGGCUUGUGAUUCUUGACUGCCAGACUGCAUCCCCAGACUUGAAGGAAUCAGUACAAUGAGGUAAUGCCUGCCUCUGCAAUCAUUGUUAUGUUCUAAAUGGAUGAAUCUUGAGCAAGAUGGUUUGUUGGACAAUCAUUACCUUUGUAAAGUCAUGCAUGGGGUGGUUAUGGUACCACAAUAUGAUACACUACACAGUAUGUGGCCUAGGUCUAGGAUAUAUAGAUAAAAUCUUUGUACAUUCUCUAAUUCAGUUGUACAUUGAAUUGUACAAUGACAAAAACUUUUUAUGAUUACAUCCAUGUAUCAUGAAACAUCAUGAUGUCUGACUAACAGAAGAGUGCAAAAUCCCCCUAAAAAUGUUGGUGUCAGUUCCACCUCUUAUCAUCCAUCAUCUCCUAGCUUCUUUUUACUGUUCUUCAAAAUGAUCCUGCUGACUUCU